Molecule: messenger RNA, 650 nt
Organism: Cynara cardunculus var. scolymus (artichoke)
Lineage: Eukaryota; Viridiplantae; Streptophyta; Magnoliopsida; Asterales; Asteraceae
Product: mitochondrial pyruvate carrier 1-like
Exons: 5
Coding region: 93-416 (107 amino acids)
Biological process (GO): pyruvate import into mitochondria
Cellular component (GO): mitochondrial inner membrane
Source: RefSeq, a predicted model, not a curated record
CAUACUUGCUUGUCUACCAAUAUCUUACAACUCAUCAGUUGUGUCCACAGUUACAAGAUCAUCAUAGGUGUUUGUCAACUGCAAAACUAUUAAUGAAGUUCUUGAAAACGUUCCUGAACAGUCCUGUUGGACCCAAGACUACUCAUUUCUGGGGUCCGAUAGCCAACUGGGGGUUCGUUAUCGCGGCUCUAGCCGAUACCCGUAAACCUCCAGACAUGUUAUCAGGCAACAUGACAGCAGUGAUGUGUUUAUAUUCAGCCUCUGGCAUGAGAUUCGCGUGGAUGGUGCAGCCCAGGAACCAUCUCCUUCUUGCAUGCCAUGCUACAAAUGAAACAGUGCAGCUCUUUCAAUUUUCACGUUGGGCUAAACAUGAAGGGUACUUGCAGCAGAAGGGAGAUAACACACCCUCAACUUGACUUCAGACUUCAUCUUAUAUUCGGGUAGUUAUUCUCCGUAAUCGUUGCUGCAGUUGAUCGACGUUGUCCCCAUCGAUGGUUGUUCCCGAAGGGAGUUCUUCAAGCUCGGAUUUAUGCGAAUGAAUACGUUGUAUAAGUUGUGUCGUUGUGAGUUUAUUGAUCGUUCGAUUACUCUAUUUGCGGUUCCGCGUUUGUAUCGAUUGUGUGAAUUAUAUUUCGAUUAGAUCUCUCCAA